AUGGCUUCCUCUGUUCCUCGACGUAGGAAGCUUAUCGGUCAACGUCGCCGUGUUGAGGACGAGGGCGAAGACGAGGCAGGCCCGGAGACCCUCGACCUCGAUGACGAUUCCAUCACCGACGGCUCCCUGACAGACGACAAUGAUCCUGCAGAUGAUAGCGAUACCAGCAACAUUGACGAGGCCUCGCCAACGUCUCCGAAUGCGAGGAGGAAGGUCAAUGGCGCUGCCAAGCAUGCCGGCCAUAGCCAUAAGUCGGGGUCCGGUUCCGGCCCCGGCCAGAACGGCAAGCCUGUUACCGAUACGGACGUGAUGCUGCACGGUUUGUCCAUCACAGACCAAUCCCACCCAGUACAGGAGAUGCAUUUUGACGAGGUCGUUGCCCCGUCACCCAGCAAGUCUCCUGCUGCCCCCAUAGUAGUGAGCUCAGCAUCCGCCAGGCCACCUGCUGCUCCUGCAAACAGACGUCGACAAGAGCACGAAGAUUACAAACGCAAGAGAGAUGAGGACCCAGCUUUCGUCCCAAACCGUGGCGCCUUCUUCAUGCACGACCACAGACAUGCCGGGCCCGCAGCAAAUGGAUUUCGUCCUUUUGGUCGAGGUCGAGGUCGAGGUGGCCGUGGUGGUAUUGGAGGCCCUUUUGCUCCCAUCAACCAAUUGCACCAGCCUGCAGACCCUACGACCAACUCUCCAUGGGCACAUGAUAUGCACGACACCGUCGUAGAGCCCGCACCUCCAGCACGCCCUCGACACAUGGUGGAACAGGAGGGCCCAGCCAACGGAAAUGGCUUCAUUCCGACAUGUGAUCCAAACCCGACUCCAAUCAACCGCACUCUCUCCACUGAGAAGCAUAUCGGUAACGCACAGGUCCGGGUGUCCCUUCCGUCUAUGACAGGGCCGGUUGUCAUUCCACGUCUUGCCGUGAAGCAGUAUACCAAGCUCCCCGAUCAUCGGCCACCUCUGCGUCGGGACAAACCUGUCCGUAUCUCGCUACCCAACAAUCCUCCUCGAUAUAUCUACCCUGCCGCUGAUAGAUCUUUCAUCUUUAUCCCCCGGGCUAUGCGACCCAACCAGCAGCGAAUGCGAGGAAAACCUCGUUCUGGCUUUGGCUCGAUGGGUGGUUUCUCGAGACGAACAAGUGUUUUUGGAGGUAGUUACUAUGGCAGCGUGUAUUCUCCUAGCGUGGCAAUGAGCAGGCGGUCUUCCAUCGUGGACCGUGAUUACAUGUUUUCGCCCACAGGCUCCGUUAUCUCACGGCCCCCUAUCCCUGUUGAGAAUACUCGACCGGUUGUUCGACUACCUCCUGCUCCUCGUCCUGAAAUGCCAAUGAACACAAUGGUCCCGUCAAUGGCUGCUCCCGCUUCUGCUUAUGGGCCAGCCGAUCCUGCCUUUGGUGUCGAGAGACCUCACGCACUGGAGACAUCAAUCAACGAUCUGCCUCCACCUCAGACAUACCCCCUUCCUCAAAAGCCUGCUUUCCAGGAGAAUCGGCCCACCUCAGCUCUGCCCAUGCAUCAGCCUCGUCCACAGAAGAACAUAUCUGUUGCUGAUAUCGAGUCACCCACCUUGACGCAAGGCCCCCAGGCUUAUCAGCAGGCCUUCCACCAGCAGGUGCCUAUUCAAAUGGCUAAUGGCCUGCCUCAAGAAUCACAUACUCGCCAGCCGUCUUAUCCAUCUCAGCAUUCUACUGGUACGCCUUUGUCUCAGAUUCCUGAGAGAGCCAUUCAUGCUGCUCCUUUCCAGCCAAACACUUAUGGUCAGCAACCUUACUACAACCAGCAGCCAUAUCAAGCGCAGCCUCAGCAGGGAUACUACUAUCCACCCAACUACAACACUCCCAAUAUGGGACCGUCCAGUACUGCACCUGCAUUUGUGCCCAGCCAGCCAGGUCCUCCUGGCAGCUUCACGCCUCAAAAUCAGCCCGAGCAGCCCGUGAUGUCUAACAACGGCCCACCCCCUGCUCCCGGGUCCAGUCUAGUGGUCCAAGAAGCGAAUGGGAUGGUUUACUACUUCGAAGCGUCACAGCUGCCGCCGGUUACCAACUAUUCUGGCUACCCUGCGCCUCAAGGCUACCAACCCAGUGUCAUGGGUAUGGGUGGCAUGGUGACACCCAGCCCUGACGGCUUCUACUAUCCCCAACAGACAUCCGGUAUGGUCUACUAUCCGCAGUAG
Messenger RNA from Fusarium tjaetaba, 2169 nucleotides. RefSeq lists its product as uncharacterized. Bases 1 to 2169 code for a protein of 722 amino acids. The transcript has 2 exons. The record is from RefSeq and is a predicted model, not a curated record. Gene Ontology annotation, molecular function: mRNA binding. NCBI's taxonomy places the organism in Eukaryota, Fungi, Ascomycota, Sordariomycetes, Hypocreales, Nectriaceae. Gene Ontology annotation, biological process: mRNA processing. Gene Ontology annotation, cellular component: exon-exon junction complex.